AAUACAACCACCUGAGGGAUGAGUGAUACAGUAUACACAGACACAAACCCGAGUCCAGGGAGAAGGAGAAACAGUAAAGAAUUUGAUCCACCUAACAUGUCUGGAGACUCUGGCAGUGAGGACGAACUGGAGGAGAGACAGAGGAGGGAGGAGAGACAGAGGAGGGAGAUGGAACUGGAGGAGAGACAGAGGAGGGAGAUGGAACUGGAGGAGAGACAGAGGAGGGAGAUGGAACUGGAGGAGAGACAGAGGAGGGAGAUGGAACUGGAGGAGAGACAGAGGAGGGAGAUGGAACUGGAGGAGAGACAGAGGAGGGAGAUGGAACUGAAGAGGGCCAGGAAGGAAGUGAAGAUGCUUAAGGACUUGGAACCAAAAUACCAGGAAAAGAGGAGAGCGCUGAAUGAAGGAAUCAUUGAGGCUGGUAGGAUUAUAUAUCGCCUUGUACACCCUGCCGCAGUGGGCGGGGCUGCAGCAGCCGCAGGCUGUACAGCUGCUGUAGUGGCGACAAUACUUACAGGAGGCCUAGCGGGAAUCUGAAUUGGAGUCGGAGUGGGUACUGCUCUCCUUGUGUUAAUGAUGUCCAUUAACAUUCUUUUAACGAGAUUGAGAGAUCGUGUUAUCAAGGACAUGAAUGAUGUCAUUGAAACAGCCACAAUGGUUAACGAGCGCAUAAAGGAAGUCAAUGAAAUCCUGUCCUUGGGGGUCGUCACUGAGUCUGACACAGAAUUCAAGAACUUGGUCGAAGAGAUUAAAGACAACGCUCGAGGCGUUUUAGAUAACAUUAAAACAACAGGUGUUUUCGAUGAGAGAUUUAAAUCCAUUCUAGGACAGAACAGAGACAAAGCAGCAAAAGCAAACCUGAUCCGUCAGUGUGCAAAAGACAUUGAGUUCAAUAUAAACCUGAUGGAUGGUUUAUUUUCAAAUAUUGUAAAGGUUAGUUAAAAAAAAUGCUCACCCCGCGCACCAGCGACUCCCAUGGGUGUUUGACUCCCUC
Acipenser ruthenus (sterlet) is the source of this 994-nucleotide messenger RNA. RefSeq names its product capping protein inhibiting regulator of actin dynamics-like. NCBI's taxonomy places the organism in Eukaryota, Metazoa, Chordata, Actinopteri, Acipenseriformes, Acipenseridae. The record is from RefSeq and is a predicted model, not a curated record. The transcript has 3 exons. Bases 19 to 537 code for a protein of 172 amino acids.